AUGAGCAACGUCUUGAACGAUCCUAGCGUCUGUAGCGCCAAAGGAACGGCCGCGACCGCGUUCGCUAAUAAUCGGCGGUGCCCGGCUAUUAUUACGGUCUGCGCAUUUGCAUACAUACGUACAAUCGUGUUGCAGGUUCUGCUCCUCAUUCUAGUCUGCGCGGUGCUCGCCGCGACGAUGCCGGCCGAGCCCGACGAGGGACAGACCGGCAGAUCGCGCAUCUCUGACGAACAACUGAACAUGGCCCUGAGCGACAAACGUUACUUGACCAGACAGCUCAAGUGCGCCCUAGGAGAAGCGCCGUGUGACCCGGUCGGACGUCGUCUGAAAAGUUUAGCGCCGCUGGUUCUGAGAGGCUCCUGCCCGCAAUGCAGCAACGAGGAGACACGUCAGAUCAAGAAGGUCCUUUCUCACAUUCAGCGAUCCUUCCCGAAGGAGUGGAAUAGGAUAGUGCAACAAUACGCCGGAGUUUCGUAAGCGAGAUGUGAUAUAAGCGAGCCGACCACGACGGGGCUGGAUGUACAAAGUGUAGUAACAGAAUACGAAGACAUAUAAUGGAUGUCAUCUAUGAGCAUAUAACACCGAUCACAUUCGUUCAUUUGAUAUUAUUGUUAACGACGACAUGGAAGAGCGUGUGGCGCAGCCAAGAGAGAUGACAUUUAAAUUAUAUUGUAUACACAUCGCGUGUACAAACCAUA
Messenger RNA from Dinoponera quadriceps, 698 nucleotides. Its product is annotated as ejaculatory bulb-specific protein 3-like. Bases 1 to 477 code for a protein of 158 amino acids. The transcript is spliced from 3 exons. The record is from RefSeq and is a predicted model, not a curated record. Lineage: Eukaryota; Metazoa; Arthropoda; Insecta; Hymenoptera; Formicidae.